GAAUUUGAAUAUACAGAAUGGGCAAAUGAAUAUUUUACAUCGGAUACUACGGAAAUGCAAAAACAACUAUUCUCCAUGUACACCAGUCAACGAUAUAAUUCCCAGGCUGCUAAACUUGCAUUUACUGCUGGUGGUACAUUGACAGAUGUGUACAUGUAUUCUCUCGUUUAUCCAUACCAAACAACAGAGCAACAACAAUACCCAUCAUGGACAGGUGUUAUGCACGGGGGAGAUAUUCCAUACGUCUGGGGAGAUAUUGUGAGAGAUUCAGCUACGCAAGGUGAAAAUCCGGAGGCCUCUAUCCUUAGUUUCAACAUGAUGAAAUACUGGGCCAACUUUGCAAAAACUGGAAAUCCAAGUAUGAGCGAUCAAGGCGUAUUGACGGACGUAGAGUGGCCACGGUAUCGCAACCUACAUCGUCAUUAUCUCAAACUUGACGGCAACGAUAUCUCGGCCGAUUCUUAUCUAGGUGGAAAGGAUACGGCAUUCUGGAAUUUUAUCAUGCCUACACUUCGAGUGUCCUGUCCGUUAUAUAUGCCUUGAUAGAGAAAGACUUUAAUUGAAAAUGCUCAAAAUAAUUUGGUAAUAUUAAGUAAUUUGAAAAUUUCACUCGAAAUACCGCAGGUGAUCUAAUGUUGCUUACAUUUUGUGGUUGGCAGUAUAAAGUAAUAACCAUGACCUGUUUGUCUAAUUAAAAUACUUUGGAAA
Messenger RNA from Styela clava, 708 nucleotides. The record is from RefSeq and is a predicted model, not a curated record. NCBI's taxonomy places the organism in Eukaryota, Metazoa, Chordata, Ascidiacea, Stolidobranchia, Styelidae.